AGAAACAUGGUUUUGAGGGUGAGAACGAGUCAAAAGGUUAACUUCCCGACUGAAAAUAAAGGAAAAGUUAAGAUCCCACUCCCCUAUAUAAAACACUUUUUCUCAAGAUAUUUGCUACGAGACAGUACCUAGUUUUGGUCCAAGCAAUUGAAACAUCAUCAUCAGUGAAAUGGGUUCUCUAAUGGCAGGAUGGGAUUCUCCUGUAUCGGCUUCUAAAUCAGCAACAAUCCAAAGGAAUCGAUCACUUACCAAGGAAGAGAUUGAAGCUUACUGGAAAUCUAAGAAGAAAACUGAGGAAGAUCAUCUUAAGGCUAUUUAUAGUCCAUCAGAUAGCUCCAACCAGCUGGAAAUUCCAUCUCAGGACUAUGGAAGGAGCAUUAUGAGAUCAAGCUCCAUGCCUUUACCUCAUACAGAACAGGGUUUCCUGCACAUGGACGCCGAAUCAAGCCUGGAGGAUAUCGUAAAGAAAAAUGGGUGGUAAGUAGCUAUAAAUCUUAGUCGACUCAUCAAGACAUAAAAAUGGUGACAAUUUUUUGUUAACGUGGGUGACUGUAU
Messenger RNA from Gossypium arboreum, 555 nucleotides. RefSeq lists its product as uncharacterized. The transcript is spliced from 3 exons. Lineage: Eukaryota; Viridiplantae; Streptophyta; Magnoliopsida; Malvales; Malvaceae. The record is from RefSeq and is a predicted model, not a curated record. The coding region runs from base 170 to 481 and encodes 103 amino acids.